AUGGCUGCAGUACCCAAGCCUGGUGGAACGGAAUUGUCUUUAUGGCAGCACAACUUGACCUUCCGCCUCCUACCGGCUUUAAUGCACCUCCACUGCCUUUUGGAGCAAUACUUGGAUGUUGUUGAAGUUUUAUUUCUUACUUUCCCCAAUUCUUAUUGGGAAGACACCAAUGUAAAAGGUUGUGUCGCAAAUGUUUCUGCAAAGCUUGAGGUUAUGGAGCCAUGUUGCAGUGUCAAGGAUAGGAUAGGAUACAGUAUGAUAGCUGAUGCUGAGAAAAGAGGUCUUAUAACUCCGGGAAAGAGUGUUCUGGUUGAAGCUAAUACAGGAAUUGGCAGCGGUGGAACUAUUUCGGGCACUGGUCGUUACCUCAAAAAACUCAAUCCAAAUGUCAAGGUAGCUUAUUUUCCCUUUUUGAAAUUUGAAACUGCAGGUCCUCACAAAAUUCAAGGGAUUGGAGCUGGUUUUAUCCCAAAGAAUUUAGAUCUAGAAGUCGUAGAUGAAGUUAUAGAUAGCUGUUUGUUUCUUACCCCUACUAUUUUCCGUAGCUCCUAA
This is a messenger RNA of Salvia splendens (bonfire salvia), 552 nucleotides long. RefSeq names its product cysteine synthase-like. The record is from RefSeq and is a predicted model, not a curated record. The coding region runs from base 1 to 552 and encodes 183 amino acids. The transcript is spliced from 4 exons. NCBI's taxonomy places the organism in Eukaryota, Viridiplantae, Streptophyta, Magnoliopsida, Lamiales, Lamiaceae.